Molecule: messenger RNA, 4022 nt
Organism: Bufo bufo (common toad)
Lineage: Eukaryota; Metazoa; Chordata; Amphibia; Anura; Bufonidae
Gene: CEP78
Product: centrosomal protein 78
Exons: 16
Coding region: 118-2253 (711 amino acids)
Cellular component (GO): centrosome
Molecular function (GO): protein binding
Source: RefSeq, a predicted model, not a curated record
AGCAGGGGGCGGGCUCUGAGGGACGGUUAGGAAACCAAGGGAACGGAAUGCCAUGAAGGAGGCAGGAGCGCCGAUAGACCGGAGGUUCCUGCAGCAGAGAUAAAUUCAAAUCCAACGAUGAUUGAUUCUGUGAAAAUACGCCGCCAAGGGGCCAUGGACUUCCGAUCCCAUUACGACUACUUGUGUGUCUUACAAGACUCUGUUCCAUUACAAGCUGUGAAAGCCAAUCUCCGACAAGGCUCCCUUAGCUUUAAUGCAGAUAAAGUAAAAUUAUCUGAUUGGCCGCCCAUUCUUAAUACGCUGAAAAUUAACAAAAGCUUGACAUGUGUGGCUAUUAAAAGCUGUCAUCAGCCCGGACUUGGGGAAUCAGCAGAUUCUGAGAAAUAUGGAGUCCACUUUCGUAGACGAAUCCCACCUAUUCGGUCCAAGGACAUGACCCUCCAACUGUGUAGGGCAAUUGCAGCCUGCUUGACUGUGUCCAGUUCUUUAAGAGAGCUGGAGCUCCAUGGACUUCCUUUAAGGGAAAGAGAUUUAAAAACUUUAGCAAAGGGACUAGAUUCCUCGUCAUCCUUGGAGCGCUUAGCUUUACCAUAUUGUUCAUGUGGGGAUGAAGGCCUGAAAAUAAUUUGCAAAAGCGUGAAGAAUUCACCAACAAUCAAAGUUCUAGAUUUUACCGGGUGUAAUCUGACAUGGCAUGGAGCUGAAUGGAUAGCACAUGUUGUAAAGCAUCAGGCAACUAAAAGGCACAGUGAGGCUUGGGCGGAAAGCUUAAGAUAUAGACGACCUGACCUUGACUGUAUGACGGGGUUGAGACGAAUCUCCUUGAAUUGUAAUACACUGGUGGGAGACCAAGGAGCAAAAGCAAUAGCAGAUGUUCUUGUGGAGGACCUGUGGUUAAAAGCAUUAGAUAUGCGACAGUGUGGAAUAUCCAAUGAUGGUGCGAAAGCUUUCCUUCACGCACUGCAAACUAAUACAACUCUGAUGGUCUUGGAUAUAAGGAAAAAUCCACUUAUAGACCAUUCAAUGCUAAAGACUGUUCUUGAAAGAGUACUUUUGAAUGCCCAUGACACACAUUCUGAGUACAAAUGGUUUACCUCACCAUCGUCAAAGAUGAAACGGUCAACAGCAUUACGAAAUGGACUGAAGGGAAAGAACACUAUUCGCAUUGGUUUGGCAACUAAGAAGACAUUUGUUUCUAAAAGAAAAUGUACACCUAAGGAACUCUAUGCCCCUGAACCAAAGACGCCAGGAGAGAAAGAUUUCCUCCCAUGGAGAACUGCAGAGAGAGCCAACAGACACAGUGAAAUUUUGGUAGUCUCUACUCCUGAGCAGAAAGGAACCCCAUUAAAUGUCUUGAUGCACAGUGGGAUCUCUACAGACAGUGAUGAUUCCGAGAGUUCGUCAGACCUCAUUAUUGAAGAACCUGUUGUGUGUGGCCUUCACAUGAAAAGCAGCACAACGGACUACAAGCGCCUGCAGGUUGCAUUUCAGGAAUGCCAGCUGAGGUUGGAGGAGGAAAGAAAAACAAGAUUAAGAGCUGAUGACAGGAUAAUGGAGCUGGAAGUUGAAAAUGCUCGAUUACGACAAAUAAAUCAAACUCUCUCUGAGGCCCUUGAAGCACGCAAUGUAACUUCCGUACUCCUUGAGGAUGAUGGUGUUCUUGACAGCAUAGAAAAAUCAUUUAAUAAAUUCCAUGCUUUCCUGGAUCUUUUAAAAGAUGCUGGGUUGGGACAGCUUGCAAGUUUGGCUGGCAUUGAUCAGUCAGACUUUGCCAUACCCGGAGAGCCUCAAUUGUCUUCUACAAUUGAAAGAACUCGACAACCUUCAUCUGAGAUAUUCCAUAACCUACAAAGAACCUACUUGGUUGACCAGGUUGACAUUAGCGAUAAUAAAAUUGCUCCUGCAGAUUCAUUUACAGCGGAUGCAACAACUAACCCUCCACCUUGUGCACCUGAUGAAAUUCAUGCCAACAGUAAGAAGAGCAAAGGAGAAGUGGGCCUUGAUCUUUCUAUAAAGGAUGUAGAGGCAUGCAGGAACAGCAGGGUUGCUGCUGAACAGCAAAAUACCAAAGAUGCAGACGUUUUGAAAAAAUCUAUCCUGUCUGACAGUAAAAGGGCCGAUAGUGAAUGCUCAGCAUCAGAUUCUAGCAGAAGUAGAAAAAGUCAUGCCAGUAGUAGUUCUAAGGAAUCCGCCAGCAGUAAGCAUCGAAAACAGUCUUCAAAAAGGCGCAACAAGCAGAGCUCAUCCCCAUGACUUAGGAAAUCAAAAUACUUACAAAACUUCAAUUUUUUUCUGAUACCAGUGUAGAAUCAGAGAUCCCAGAUAACCUUGAGUCGGUAGGGGGUAAACACAGGGGGUCAAAUUAGUGAGCUGAGGUCUAACAAGAUGUUAUGCCAAAAAUCUGGAAAUAUAAAGUGACGCAAAUUGCAUAAACUAAGCUACAUAAUAUAAUCGAAAUUUCUGCUUUUAGCAGCAGAAAAGUUUUAGGAAUACACUACAAUCAUGUAGGGAAACUAAAAUUCCCAACUUCUGCCCCUCAAACCUAUUGGUAAGUAUAAUUUUGCUAUAUUCUGCAAAUCGUAAUAUUAAGAGGAAAAAUGAAAGAGUCCAGCAUACAUUACACUAUGAAGGACAGUUCUUAUGUUAUAAAACACAUAAGCGUCAUUUGGCAUCAGCAACCGCAUGUAACAAGUUUAUUUGUGCCUGAAUAAAGCUAUGAAAGAAUUUAACGUAUGCUGGACCCUUUUAUUUGUCCACUGCUGGACACAAUGGAGGCCCUUGCCUCCUUGAUCAUUGGAGCAGGAUACAGGAGGCCUGUCAACAGUUUUUGCAAUAGUAGUGUUUACAAUAAAAACAUACACUACCAGAAAAUAGGUAAAGACCACCUGGAAAAUGUAAUGCAUUGGAGUUGAGAUUGACAAAAUCUGCAGGUGAUGCUUGGUCAAUAUUCAAACAGCCAAGGUGGUGCACCCUUUUGCUUUCUGCAGCAGGGCAUAUAUCUGGGCAGAGUACACUACUUUAAACUUGGACCCAUAUUUUAGCCAGGAUGGUUGUUGGCAGCUGUGCAUGCUGGAGAGGUCUUGUGAUCAAGCUGACCAAGGGAGCUGUUGGAUACCCCGAAGAGCAUGUUGUUUAGUGCGAGCAUUGUCUAGUUUGAAGACCACCUAACUCAGUCUACAAAGGCGAUAGGACUGCUUACACAAUGUCCUGGACAUACCAAAGGCUGCUCAAUGUUCCCUCCACAAAUACUAUACUGCAAUAGCAAUGAUAGCUAAUGGCACCCCACACCAUACCUGUUUUUUGUGCUGUGUGUCUCUGCACUAUGCAUGAGGGCAGUAGAAGCUGUGAUAUGUACUCGGUAUGUCUAGGACAUCGUGGAACUAGUCCCACUGCCUUUUUUUGACUUAGGAUACAUGGUAUUCCAACGCCAUAACACACACUGUCUGCACUAUACAACAUGCUCUGCAGGGUAUCCAGCAGCCCCUCUGGCCAGUUGAUCACCAGACCACCUUCCAUCGAUCUGGGACUGGAUGAGGUGACAGAUCUCCCAUGCACAGCAGCCAUCAACUACCUUGGCUAAACUACAGUUCCAAGUUAUAAAAGCCUGGAUUUACACACCACAGGAGGAUAUCCAGCACCUGUAUGACUGUUACCAUGCUAGUGUGGCAGCCUAUAUCGCAGCAUGAGGAGAUGCCACCCUGUAUUAAUAUGAACGUGCCUCACCAUAUACCCUGUUGCAGAACCCAAAAAAAGGGUGCACCGCCUACACUUUCUUAAUCUGAGCUCAAUUGCAUUACAUUUUCCAGUUCUUUUUUUCAUUUUAUGCUACUGUACUAGGAAAACCGAACCAAAUGUAAAAAUAAAAUGCAAAUAGAAAUAAACUUUUAUAAGGUGCUGUGAAUAUAUAAAAAUUCUUUUAAAUUCAAUUUGUUGGGUACAUUUUGUGUUCUUUUUUAACUUAUGAAAUGUUUAAUGCAAUAUGUUUCUAAGUUGUCAACUUCAAUAAAACAGUUUUUAUAGUU